AUGGUCAGAAGCCAAAUUUUGUUGAUGAAUGCCUUGCCGAGUGUGAGAAAAGCAUAUUCCGUAGUGAAUCAAGAUGAGAGCCAAAAGACUUUAGCAGGAUUGAAUGCUAAUGCAGAUGUAACUACACAACUCUAUGCUCAGAAUGAUUACCAGUUUACAAAAGGAAAAGGGAACUCAAAAUCCAAAUACUCUACUAAUCAGGUGCAAUCACAGGAUACAGUUGCAGAAACGACAGAUGCAAAGUCUCCUAAUAUUCCAGCUGGACCUGUUUUCACAUCAGAGCAGUACAAUCAGAUUUUGGAGCUGUUAGGAAAUGAGAAUGUACCCUCUACAAAUCAUUCAGUUGCAAACCUUAUAGGGUUACCUAAUGGCACUAAGACUCAUAUUGCACAUGUAGGUUCUGCAAUUUUGGACAAUGGCAUGCAUCUCUCAAAAGACCUUUACAGUGGCAAAUUGAAGGGGAUUGGUAAGCAUAAGCAAGGCCUAUAUUUCCUUGAUCCAAUUUCACAAAAAUCAAUAAUGUCAGUAGAUGCUUCACAUAAAGCUGUUCGUAAUAUUUCAAAAGAGCAGUCCAACAUCAGCUCGUCUCAUGCAAAUGCAGCAGCUCGUGACGAACUGUCUAACAUUAGCUCGUCUCAUGCAAAUGCAGCAGCUCGUGACGAACUGGUUGCUACAAGCAGCUCGUCUCAUGCAAAUGCAAUAGCUCGUGACAAACUGGUUGCUACAAGUAGCUCGUCUCAUGCAAAUGUAACAGCUCGUGGUGAACUGGUUGCUACAAGCAGCUCGUCUCAUGCAUCAUCAGCUCGUGACGAACUAGUUGCUUCAAGCAGCUCGUCUCAUGCAAAUGUAGCAGCUCAUGGGGAACUGGUUGCUACAAGCAGUUCGUCUCAUGCAAAUACAGAAGCUCGUGGCAGAUACACAACUCAUAGCUCAAUUUUGAUUAAAAAUCCACAACUCUAA
This is a messenger RNA of Pistacia vera, 960 nucleotides long. RefSeq lists its product as uncharacterized. The coding region runs from base 1 to 960 and encodes 319 amino acids. The record is from RefSeq and is a predicted model, not a curated record. Lineage: Eukaryota; Viridiplantae; Streptophyta; Magnoliopsida; Sapindales; Anacardiaceae. The transcript has 5 exons.